AAUCUGUAUCACUUUCAGUAAUCAGGCUCUCCCCAUCACAGCUCUGCAGGAACAGACUACAUACAGCACCUAAAAGAAAAGAACUUAGAAUUCUCACCAUGUGCUGCAAGAUACAACUGGCCAUAAUCUUCAUACUUUACACCGUCAUCGGUAUCCAAGCAGAAGUGCCUAAACCAUGUGACGAAGAGUCAUUUGUGGACAUGCAUCAGAAGGUGAAGGAUCUUUGGCUAACAAUGCUUCAUUCAAACCCUUUCCUAAUAAAUACAGAUGGGGUAUCCUACGCUACGUGUGUUUUAAAUCCUAGUACCAAGUUGCAACCCACAGAUUUAAAGCUGACGGGUCAGGUCUUAUUUAAACAGACCUUUCCAAACGGGCAUCUAGAAGCAAUUUUCGCAGUUGAAGGGUUUCCUUUGGAUAAUAAUCAAACUUCUAGAGCAAUUCACAUCCACAACUAUGGUGACCUCAGCGAUGGCUGUGACUCUGCCGGUGCACACUACAACCCCUUUACUGUAAACCACCCAAACCAUCCUGGAGAUUUUGGAAACUUCCGUGUCAAGGAUGGAAAGAUCGAAAGACAUGGAGCAUACCCUGAUGCUACAUUGUUUGGUCCAUAUUCCAUUAUUGGCAGAUCAAUUGUACUCCAUAUGCAAGCUGAUGACCUUGGCAAAGGCAAUAACCCAGCCAGUUUGGAAAAUGGGAAUGCAGGCAAACGCCUAGCUUGUUGUAUCAUUGGUUUCAGUAGCAAAAGCAACUGGGAUAAAUAUAUGGAAGCUCACCCUGGACUGAAAACACCAAGAGUUUCCCGAAGAUCUAACAGCAAAAAGCUUACCAUGAAAGUUUAAUCAACUAAACUUGAAGAGGUAACCCCCUAAGGAGACAAGUAUUGGAUAACACUUUAAUAUAUGCUUUGAUAACUUAGGAAACCAUGAUAUACAUAUAUUUAGCAAAUUCCAUAUUUCUGGAAUUUUAGUUAUGUAUACCGCAACCAAACCCCAGAUACUGAAAUGACUUCUGCAAACAGAUUAAUAUUUCUUAGUGUGAGCAAUGCUAUUCUAUUAGCUGAGUCUCUUUGCUCAUGUUAAGGAGGGAAUGGGUGCUCACUGCAACUACAACCAUGAAGUGUGGUUAGUUUUUUUGUGUUUGGGGGAAAUGAGUAUGGACAAAAGGUCAACUAAUUUGUAAAAUACAGCAUAUGUAAUCAGCAGCCCUGUCAUUUUAUUGUGUAAUUUCAACACAUUUAUUCUUUUCUUGUAGACGAAUAUUCCCUAAGAGCAGUUAGAGCUGCGGACCAAUACUCCAUAACAAUCCCCAAGUUCUGAUUUUACCAUUUCACACAAGAUUAUUCACUAAAGUGUGAAUUGUCAGGAGCUCAAAAGCAAAUUUCAAAUUGAAGGGCAAAAUAGCCAAACUGAAAACAUUACCAAAAUAGUUUUCUAUUACAAAAUAUAGUUCUUUUUUAACUAGAAUUCCUAGAAAUCCAUAUUGAAUUCCAGAACAUUUAGAAUUUAGUAAAUAACUCUGACAGUGGUUUUGUCAUUAGCAUUUAAUUGUAUAUUUUAGGUGGGUAAUAUUUCUUUACAGCAAAUGUAGAAUUGUAGAAUAACAAUUGUAGCAUACAUGAGAGUUUUCCCUAUGGACUCACAGCAGAUUAGCUGAAGUCAUUCAGUGACAGACAAUCACACUAUCAGGACCGCCAAUGAGAACGCCCUCUUUCAGUGCUCCCCUCUGUAAAAACAUUUUUUUUAAUUUUUUUUAUAAAAUGAAAACAGGAGUGCUACUUGUAACCGCUAUAGAUUUCAUGUGAAAUACAAUUUUACAUAGAACUUGCAUUAUGCACACGAGGUGUACAAGAACUUGUAUGACCAAGGGGAAGUAUAAUUUUCAUUUGACACCAUCAGACAAGGACAGGGCUUAUAAAUGCAGUGACUUUUGCUUAUCACCACAGCUAGAAAAUAAAAAAGGAAACAGUUAAUGCUACUGCCUGGACAGUGUUUUUACAAUUAUUUUAAUUCUGUAAUCCUGUACAAAAAUAAUUUUUAAAGAAGCCAUAUGUGGCUGGAAAACAGCAUUUGGAUCUGAAUUUCUGCUGUACUCUAUAUGCAAUAAACGUUACUAGCUUGACCAAUACAA
This is a messenger RNA of Pelobates fuscus (common spadefoot toad), 2130 nucleotides long. It is a transcript of the gene SOD3, whose product is annotated as superoxide dismutase 3. Gene Ontology annotation, biological process: superoxide metabolic process. Gene Ontology annotation, molecular function: copper ion binding. The coding region runs from base 99 to 842 and encodes 247 amino acids. Lineage: Eukaryota; Metazoa; Chordata; Amphibia; Anura; Pelobatidae. The transcript has 2 exons. The record is from RefSeq and is a predicted model, not a curated record.